AUCUUUCUCCCAUCUUCACCCACUUCAACACACUCCUUUUCUUGAAUGCUGGUCCAGGCCUAACCUCCUCAUCUGUCCUCUACCGUACCUGUCCCUCACUCCAAAGUGUUGUUCCAGCCUGUGACGUGGACAAAUAGCCAACCUGCCAUCGUUGCUUCAGUGCGUCUUCCUUCCUCCUCCCUGCGGAUGGCAGGUUGACGGCGGGCACUGUGCAACACAUACAUAUGGCCAAGCGAACUGCCUCAGCUGCCCUUGAUCAAUCUGGACGGCCCUCGGAGAAUUCCAUUGCUACAGCCCCAUCUGCUCAGAACCCGACUUCUCAGGCAACUUCCCUCUCCUCCACAUCUCCACCCUCUCUGAGAAUAACGCGUUCCGCUGCAAGGCUCGCUGCAGAAAACCCAUCCACGCCUGGCGCACGUCCUGGCUCGAACCCAGCCUCCAACCCGUCCACCUCAUCCCAAUCUCGGAAGCGGAAAGCUUCAAAUCGCCGUGAGAAAGAGUCACCUGCACCUGAACAAGAGCAAACCCCUUCGACUAGGUCGCCACCCAGGAGAGCAAAGAGGCUGAAGACAGCUGCACCGACUACAAAUACCAAUCAACAACCCCCCCGGUCAUCAGCACCACGUCAAUCCCACCGACAGGCAGCGAUGUCACAAGCAGGAUCGUCUUCCCGCGAACCAGAUGACAUAUCCAAAGGAACCCAAUCCACCUCCAAACCGAAAUCAUCUAGGCACAGAAAGCCGUCUCAAGACAAUAAUUCGCGUCAAUUAUCCGCUGCUCGCCACCACAAGAGACGACAAUCCAAACGUGACUCCGACACUACCAUGAAAGACGCAGAUGACAUUCAGGAUGAAGGUGCAGGAAGAAGUGGAACAGAUGUGUCAUCUCCAAAUAGCGAAGAACACCCACGAAAUGAGUCGGAUCUAAAUAAUGAGGACAGCGGGGACCCGUUUCGCAGUCACUUAUUUGGCUCUCGAAGCCCUCUGGAGCUGCAGAGCACAUUGCGAGCGCUGAGUGGGAUGAUGUCUGGUAUUUCGACAAGAUUACGGGAUAUCCUUGUGAAUUUGAGAAUGAAAGAUGAUCCAUCCAUCCAACUUAUCGCUUUGCAAGAACUAUCCGACCUGUUACUUGUCUCCAAUGAAGAUACUCUUUCUGGACAGUUUGCGGCCGAUUCUUAUGUGAAGGAGCUCGUUACUCUCAUGGAGCCAAGUGAGACUGGCGAAGAAAACCCGGAGAUUAUGCUCCUUGCGUGUCGCUGCCUGGCAAAUUUAAUGGAGGCCAUUCGAGGCUCUGUUGCAAAUGUUGUCUAUGGAGGAGCAGUUCCGGUUCUUUGCCGAAAACUGUUAGACAUCCAAUUUAUUGAUCUCGCAGAACAAGCACUCAGUACGCUGGCGAAAAUCUCUGUUGACUUUCCAGCUUCUAUCGUACGUGAAGGCGGAUUAACCGCGUGUUUGACUUACCUUGACUUCUUCCCCACCAGUACACAACGUACAGCUGUAACAACAGCUGCCAACUGUUGUCGUAAUCUCCCCACGGACUCAUUUCAUGUGGUCAGAGACGUAAUGCCCACAUUACUGCAUGUUCUCUCUAGUAGCGAUCAGAAGGUCGUGGAGCAAGGUUGCCUUUGCGUUUGUCGCGUGGUAGAAAGUUUCAAGUACAAACCGGAUAAACUGGAGGAACUUAUCGAGCCGGAGAUGCUCAGGGCGAUUCUCCGCCUGCUUUUGCCAGGGACUACUAACUUGAUUGGAUCACAUAUUCAUACUCAGUUUCUGCGUGUUCUCGGAAUUGUUUGCAGAUCGAGCCCUCGAUUGUCAAUGGAACUGCUCAAGAUGGAUGUCGUCGAUACGCUUUAUCAAAUCUUGACUGGAGUGUCGCCCCCCUCUGGCGCGAGCGAUGGCACUGUCAAAAUAGACAGCGUUCACGUCAUGCAAGCCCUAAUUCAUCGUCCACGGGAACAGGUUUAUGAAACUCUCAAUGUCAUAUGUGAAAUGUUGCCGGGCGUUCCUGGUGAGGAAUUGCUCACUAACGAUCGGCUUCGCGCUGCGCUUGGUGAUGAUGUCCUUUCGUAUUCAAGUUCGCACAAAGCAGGACAAUCGACUGGAAAGCGAGUGGAAUUGCUGAAACCAUGCAAGGCGGAAAUGAAAAGAUUUUCCACGAUUCUUUUACCCACAUUGACAGAUACGUAUUCUAGCACAGUCAACCUUGCUGUUAGGCAAAAGGUACUUCUUGCACAGUUAAAAAUGUUGCAACAUCUGGAUGUCCAGAUUAUCGAAGACGCGUUACGCAAUGUACCAUAUGCUUCAUUUCUCGCUGCAAUCCUCUCGCAGGACGACCACGUUUCCCUUGUUGCGUUGGCUCUCCGGUGCUCAGAGCUAUUAUUUAAACGCCUAAAGGAUAUCUACCAAUAUCAAUUCCAUCGCGAGGGUGUCAUUUCAGAGAUUACCAGAUUAUCUGAGAAAUUUGUACCGUCUUAUGACAUUGAGACUAAAGAUGACAAAACGAAUCUUGCAGUCGAUAACCAAGACAGCUCCGACGUUGAGGAAGAUAAAUCCGAUGACAACGCUCGUGACGAUUCCCACGAAGAGGACGAGAGCAACGACGAUGAGGACUAUAAUGAUGAUUACGAUGAAGAACACGAUCAUGAUCAAGACCAGGAAGAUAUCUCGGAAUCGGAGGGCUCUUCGUCCUCGGAUGCCGGCCGACUUCGCCCUCGGCGUUUUCAUAACGAAAAACUGGUGGUGGAUUAUGCUAAGGAUUUCCUUCGGCUGUAUGAGCAUACCAAAGCAGCUGGGAUGCAUGAUAAGGCGUUGGACGCUCUUCUCCAUCUGAAAAGCCUCGUAUCAGGUAUCGCUCUUUGUUACAAGCAAACCAAACCUGAAGACGGGUAUUCACUCUUCCAGAAACUCUCAUCGUACUUUACCCAAGAUGCGGUUGAGAGUAUUACAAGUGCGGAAUUGCUCCAGUCUGGCGUUAUCCAAGUUUUACUCGAUGUCAUUGGCGAUUUUCACACCCCUGGAAAUACCGCCAAGACCGACUUUGUUCGUGCUUUUAUGGCUCAAAAUGUUUCGAGCCUGAGCAGUGAUACCGGGUCUAGGACUCCAUUUGGUGUUCUCAUUCAUAAGUUGCAAGAUCUACUUAGCCGGACCGAGCAUUUCGAAGUAAUCACGGUACAUCAUAACUCUUAUGAGAGUCGAAAUAUGACGUCAAUGUUAUCGAAGCAACUUCGUCUUCGGCUAAGUGCAGAGGACGAAUCGGAUAUCCCUAAGGCUUACAAAAAUGUCAUGGUCUCAAUCCAUGCAAUUGCCAACUUUAAGGCUCUGGAUGAGUAUCUACGUCCAAGGAUAGCCAUAUCUGAACGUUCCCGAGCGUCUCGACAUCGUGAUCAUCUCUUACCGCAACAUGGUAAUUCUCAAUCGAAAGAACUAUUAGGAGAGAGGGCAGAAUCCAAUGCCGGCGGAAAAGAUAAGCCCUCAUCGUCCCAACAGCCUGCAUCCUCAACAUCAAGUGAAACCCCACGUGCUGGGAAGGUAAAUGAAAAAUCAAAGACCGCUGCCGGCAUGUCAUCCCAACCGGCGACACCUGGUAGUCCUCGAGAUCGAUCUCGUCGAUCAAGGCGAUCGACAAGACGCCAACCUCCACCUCCCCCUCCCCCGCCACCUCCGCCAGAGGAUGAAAGCGAUGAAUCAGACGAACCUCUAGAAUGUGCGGAUGAACGACAGCUCAGCGAUGACGAUGAUGAUGACGAGGAAGAUGAUGAAGAUGAAGGGCCUCUGGACGCAAUAGUUGAUGACUUGGAAGAUGACCUUUCUGAGAACGGUGCCCCAGAUCCCACAGCGGUGAACAUGGAGGUUGGUUCUAGUGGUAAGGUAACCGCGCGACGAGAUGACGGCACAAAGGUCGCAACGCCCUCGCAGCUGACGCCUGCUGGAAGCUCUGCAUCCACAUCCGCCUCUGCAGCACAGUCACUUCGAAGUUCGCUUGCCUUGGCCGGCCGUCCAUUUUCAUCGUAUGCGGCAGCCAUGGCAUCAGUUCCUCAAGAUUGGCAUAUUGAAUUUAGUAUCGACGGGAAACCGAUCACCCACGAUACAACAGUAUAUCGUGCCAUUCAUCACAAUCGGAAUCCCAUUCCAGAUACUUUCACUGGGAAUGUGUGGUCCGCCAUCCACACAAUUCGUUUCAAGCGUGUGCAAGGACCACCUCCUGCCGAGCCGUCAAAAUUAACGCCGACAAAAUCAACCUCACUCAGCGACCCAGAUACAGAAGAAUUACCAGAGUCUCUUACUGGAGCUGCGACCACAGCUUCUAUUCUAAAGUUGCUUCGCGUUCUACACCGGCUGAACUCUCAGUUAGACUACAUUUUGACCGAAACUAAUGAACCGAUUAAGGUUGUCGUAGAACCACUGUCGCAGUUCAUUAACACCAAGCUCACCGCGAAGCUUAAUCGCCAACUGGAGGAACCACUGAUUGUCGCAAGUAGCUGCUUGCCAAACUGGAGUGAGGAUCUCGCACGUCAUUUCCCAUUUCUCUUUCCAUUUGAGACACGCCACCUGUUCUUACAGUCGACAUCCUUUGGCUAUGCGCGCUCCAUGAUGAGGUGGCAGGGUUCUCAACCCGGAGACGAUAAUCGCCGUGACCAACGUCGUGAUGACCGUCCGUUUACUAGACUUCAGCGACAAAAGGUACGCAUCUCGAGAACCAGGAUUUUGGAUUCCGCUAUGAAGGUCAUGGAGCUCUACGGCUCGUCUCCGAGCGUUCUUGAGGUUGAAUAUUUCGAAGAGGUUGGGACAGGUCUCGGGCCCACGCUGGAAUUCUAUUCUACAGUGUCUAAGGAAUUUUGCAAGAAGAAGCUCAAGCUUUGGAGAGAGCAGGACUCUGCCGAUGGCGAAUACGUUUAUAGCAAGCUCGGUCUUUUCCCAGCACCUCUUGGUCCAGAACAGUUGGCCCAGGACUCCGGAAAGAAGAUCUUGAAUUAUUUCAAAGGCCUUGGGAAAUUUGUGGCUCGGUCUAUGCUCGAUUCAAGAAUCAUCGACAUUGCAUUUAAUCCCACUUUCUUCCAGAUUGGGAACAAUUUCUCAACCUUUAAGCCUUCAGUCGGUGCGAUUAAAGCGGUGGACCCUGAUCUAGCUAAAUCACUCUUGAUGGUUAAACAUUUUGCUGAUGCCAAAGGUGCCAUUGAAAGUAGCUUGUCCCACACUUCGGAAGAAAAAGAAUAUGCGCUCAAGACGUGCGAGGUGGAUGGAGCACGUAUCGGAGAUUUGGGAUUGGACUUCACCUUACCCGGCUAUCCGAAUAUCCACUUAUUGCCUGAUGGAGCAAACACCCCUGUUACUAUAGAGAACGUGCACGUCUAUGUUGAAAAGGUUAUUGAUGUCACGCUUGGGACUGGUGUACGACCACAAAUCGAUGCUUUCCGGUCAGGGUUCUCACAGGUCUUUGCUUAUUCCGCCCUGAAAUCGUUCACGCCAAACGAGCUGGUAAUGCUUUUUGGUCAUGUCGAAGAAGAUUGGUCUAUCGAAACUUUGAUGGACUCGAUUAAAGCGGAUCAUGGGUUUAAUAUGGAUAGUCGUAGCGUGCGGAACUUGCUUGAGACUAUGAGCAAUUUCACUCUUCAGCAGCGCCGCGAUUUCCUACAGUUUGUGACUGGAAGUCCAAAGCUUCCUAUUGGAGGCUUUAAGAGUCUCACUCCCAUGUUCACCGUCGUUUGCCGACCGAGUGACCCACCGUACACUUCUGAUGAUUAUCUUCCUAGUGUGAUGACUUGUGUCAACUAUUUGAAACUACCUGACUACUCGAGUGCCGAAGUACUUCGGAAACAGCUUGAUGUCGCGAUACACGAGGGACAAGGUGCAUUCCAUCUCUCCUAAUUGCGGCUCUCAGACAAAAUGAAUAGUUAUGUAUCCUCCACCUUGAAUCAGAAUUUACAUCGACCCAUUCACACCGGCCUAAAGACGCAAUGUUCGCAGUUACCGCUUCCGAUUCUAUGAUGUCCCCAUGCAUAUAACGUGUGCCCCUUUGCCAUACUUGUUGCUGCGUAAUUAGACAAUGUUUAGCUCUUACAUCUAGGCUGGUGGACGCAAAAGUCAGAGGAACGAAAAAUGGGCUAGUUUGGCUUCUUAUGCAAGAUUUAUAAAUAACCUACAUGGAUGAAACGCUGCAGGAAGGGAAUUUGGCGUUUCCUUGUGCAAUAUAUCUCUGGACUGUAUUACCCACUCAAUUUGAUGCGCUCGGUCUCUCAUUUUUGAAGAUGUAUGUAAUUUUGUUAUAUUGCAUGUAUGCUGCGGACAAUCAGUUCGGCGCCAAUUUGCUAUUCGACUGCCACAAAAAAAAUUGUCCUCAGUCAUCUUGAGCUG
Coccidioides posadasii C735 delta SOWgp is the source of this 6350-nucleotide messenger RNA. RefSeq names its product Ubiquitin fusion degradation protein 4 (gene UFD4). Gene Ontology annotation, cellular component: nuclear speck. Gene Ontology annotation, biological process: proteasome-mediated ubiquitin-dependent protein catabolic process; protein polyubiquitination. The record is from RefSeq and is a predicted model, not a curated record. Gene Ontology annotation, molecular function: ubiquitin protein ligase activity. NCBI's taxonomy places the organism in Eukaryota, Fungi, Ascomycota, Eurotiomycetes, Onygenales, Onygenaceae.